Messenger RNA from Salvelinus namaycush (lake trout), 911 nucleotides. RefSeq names its product CD9 antigen-like. Lineage: Eukaryota; Metazoa; Chordata; Actinopteri; Salmoniformes; Salmonidae. Bases 1 to 693 code for a protein of 230 amino acids. The transcript has 8 exons. The record is from RefSeq and is a predicted model, not a curated record. Gene Ontology annotation, cellular component: membrane.
AUGGCACUGAACGGAUGUGGCCAGCUGUGCAAGUGUAUCCUCAUCAUUUUCAACAUCAUUUUUGCCUUGGUGGGUUUUGCGAUGUUCGGGUUGGGCUUGUGGCUGAGGUUCAGCUCUGAGACCAGAGGAUUUUUCGACAUAGACCUCAACACACAACAGUUUGUCAUCGGUGUGUCAGUGUUGAUUGUGUUAGGAGCAGUGAUAUUGCUCGUGGCUGUUUUCGGAGGCUUUGGAGCAUGCAAUGAGAAUAUGAAUGCAUUGGCAGGGUUUUCCAGCCUGCUGGGUAUCCUGGCUGGAUUAGAGAUUGGAGCCGGUGUGUUAGCCUACAUGAGAAGCGAUGUGGUGGGAGAGCAGCUGGCAAUAUUCUAUAUGACUGUGUACGCUCAGUAUGUGGACAAAGGAGACCCUGGCUUGGCUGUUACCCUGUCCAUGUUCCACAAUGUGUUGCACUGCUGUGGAAUCAUUGGUGCCUUGGACCUCCUGGUAAAAAAUACAUGUCCAAAAAUCAGCAUUUUGGAGACCUUCACUCUCCCUGCCUGCCCCACAAUGAUCGUCAACCUCGUUGAGUCCAAAGCGCCUCUGGUGAUGGGCCUCUUCCUUGGCACUGCUGCUAUGCUGAUCACAGCCCUGGUGUGCUGCAGCAUCCUCAUGAAACAGAUCAAGAGGAGUCACCUCUCUUCCCCCGUGUACUGAGGGGACAGGACCACCAUGUUCAAACAUUUUUCUCCACUAUGAGCCCAAAGCAGAUGGUUGUCAUUCAGUGACCAUCACCCCAUUCUUUCACUUAAUACUUCUGAAGAGGCACCCAAUAAAAAUGGAUGUCCUAAUUAGCUUAAAUUCAUUUGCGUAGCUGGACAGGGCUCUGGAUCAUCUGGACAUGCUUUAGCAGGGCUCAGAAUGAGACCACACCC